Molecule: messenger RNA, 324 nt
Organism: Gongylonema pulchrum
Lineage: Eukaryota; Metazoa; Nematoda; Chromadorea; Rhabditida; Gongylonematidae
Source: the annotation of a GenBank genome assembly
GAUGUAGAACCGACGGAGUAUAUGGUCGAUCUCACGGACUACCGAACAGAGUUUCCACAAAGCUUAAAGGAAAUUUGGUUGCAGACAACUAAAAAUAUACAGGAAGCGCAAGCAGCAGCCAAAGCCUACUACGACAAACGUUGGAAUACCAAAACGAGCCAGUUCAAGAUGGGUGGGAGAGUAAUAGUGUCAGCUCCAACGGAGGCGAGAAGAUGCUUACAUCCGAACCUCGCACCGAGGUUUAACGGUCCGUGUCGAAUUCUGGAGUUGUCCAAUAGUAGUGCACUGGUGAAGCAGGUUUAUGGGCAAGAAGAGGCGAUAUGA